AAUAUAGCACGUAGUCCGUUGUUUACUUAUAGUUUUUAAGCCGGUUUUAUUCAGUCCUCCGUUAUUACGACAAAAGUAGUUGUCGUACAGGAUUCACAGGGUAUCAUAGGUAUUCAUAUAGGCAUCACAAUAGUACGCAGAAGUGCGAGCGGAGAGGGAAUCAAUAAAACUAUAGUGAUAAAAAGUAAAUGUAAAAUAAAUAAUGCAACCCGGAUGGGGCUUUAGUCGCGUGAAUGAAACUUUGCUCGAAGGAGUACUUAUCAUUAUCGUUUUGAUGAUGACCUGAUCGAGUCCAAGGUGGCGCAUUUUACUCGUGAACCGUAACGUACGGAACCAUAAUCAUAUAGUGGUGCCAAGUAUUCCGUCGUAAAAAAUAAUUGCAUGCUAUAUUAUUUACCUGUCGUUUCAUCAAGAUUUCGAAACAUAAUCAAUUUCCGUACGAAUAUUUCAGGUAUUAAAUGAUGUUUGUUCCGAAAUGAGCUAAAUUGAAACAAAACAAUAAUGAAGCUCACAAAAAAGUCCAUAAACGACGAUACCAACAUGGCCGAAGAAGUGGACGCAGAGCACGAAAAAUGGCAAAAACUGAAUUUAGGCUCAAAAGUUAAAUAUAUAAUUAACAACAUUACGGUGGAGCCGCUGCUCGCAUUUUUCAUCGUGUCAAGUGUGCUCGGCAACCUCACCACGCAAAACCUAAACUUACAGAAAUCAUGUAGGGUCAAUUUAAACAUGAGUGACGCCAUUUGCACUGCGUUGGAACAACGGAAUAAGACCAAUUACACCAUUGACCAGGAGGCAAGAGUCCAAGAGCUGGUCACCGACAUGACAAUGUGGCAGUCGGUUAUACAGCACACCAUACCGUGUAUAUUCGUGAUUUUCGUCGGAUCCUGGAGUGACAGGACCCGCAAGAGGAAACCGGUCCUGUUGUUGCCAAUUUUUGGAGAGCUCGUGCGGGUCUUGGGCUUAUUGGUUUGUGUGUUCUAUUUUUACGAACUACCGAUGGAAAUCGCCGGUCUGGUCGAAUCCGUGCCCGGGUCACUAACGGGUGGUUGGAUGAUCAUGUUCAUGGGUGUGUUCACGUACAUUUCAGACGUAACCACGGUGAAAAUGAGAACUCUUAGAAUAGGUGUGCUGAACCUAUCAUUAACCAUAGGGAUAUCUUUCGGUAUAGCCUUGUCUGGUAUUCUGUACCAAAAGCUCGGUUUUUAUGGAAUAUAUUCAAUAUGUUCCACUUUAUACUUCAUGGGUAUACUUUAUGGAUUUUUUUGUCUUAAAGAUAUAAAAAAUAACGACACACAGGCCAUUUGUGAAGACCCUAAAUUCGUUAAAAAUCCGUCAUUCUCAACAAAUGUUAAGGAAUUUUUUGAUUUAAUACACAUAAAAAAUGCGUUUAGAGUAACAUUCAAAAGAGGUAAUGAUAACAGAAGGCUCAGGAUUUUGAUGAUGAUGAUAGUUCUAAUGAUAAUAAUGGGUCCUAUGACAGGUGAAAUGUCAGUUAUGUACCUGUCGACCAGGAUUCGAUUUAACUGGGACGAAGUCGAUUACAGUAUUUUUUCUACAUUUACCAUGGUCACUGGUUUUAUUGGAACAUCAAUUUCGUUAUGGAUUUUCAAUCACAAGUUGAAAAUGGAUGACGCAUUGAUCGCUGCAAUGGCAUGUGUCAGUAAAGUCAUUGGUAGUUUCGUUUUCGCGUUUGCACCCAAUAAAUACAUAUUUUAUUUGGGCCCUGUUGUGGAAAUUAUUCAUGGCGCUGGUUCCAUUGCAACUAGAUCUAUAUUUACUAAACUUGUCACUCCAGACGAACUUGGUCAAGUAAGUGCUGUUGUAGGAGUUUUUGAGGCUUUUGUUCCAAUGAUAUAUGUACCGAUGUACAGUGCAUUUUAUAAAGCAACAAUGAAAACUUUCCCAGGAGCUUACUUCCUCCUCGGUGGUGGAUUAACUAUACCAGCAGUUUUUAUAUUUUUGUGGAUGCAUAAAGGAAAUAAAGAACGAGAAGCACGUGAAAUAGAAAAUAAUAAAUCUGAAAUAGUACAGAAAAAUUCUGAAUUAACGAAUGAUACAAUCAAAAUUCCUAAAUUAUACGAAACGUCAGAAAAAAAUAAUUAUGAAAACUCAGGAUAUAAAUCCGACUAUUACGGUACAAUGGAAAGGAACGAACGAGUAAAAAGUUUCACUCCGGAAGACGAAGACGAUCACAGUUGGCGAGGAAUGGGGUUCGGUUCCAGAGUGAAAUAUGUCUUCCGAAACAUCACCGUGGAACCGCUGUUGGCGUUCUUUCAGGUGUCGUCCGUCUUAUCGAGUCUGACCACACAGAAUCUCAACCUGCAAAAGGCAUGCAGGGUCAAUCUAAAGAUGGACAACGACGUCUGUCACGGAUUAGAAAACAAGAACAUGUCGUUCUACGCUGAUCAAGAAGUCCAAGUGCAGCAGCUGGUCGCGGACAUGCUCAUUUGGCAAACGAUGAUUCAGAGCAGCAUACCAUGUAUACUGGUCAUAUUCAUUGGGUCGUGGAGUGAUCGAAACAGAAAACGCAAACCGUGUAUGCUCGUCCCAGUUAUCGGCGAAAUCGUCAGAAACAUCGGCUUGUUACUUUGCGUGUUCUAUUUCGACGAGCUGAGGAUGGAGGUGGCCGGUCUAGUGGAAUCGAUACCAACGUCCAUGGCCGGUGGACUUACCGUUCUGUACCUGGCCGCUUUUUCUUAUAUGGGGGACAUAAGCUCCCUGAAAAACCGAACUCUCAGGGUAGGUUUAAUGAACUUAUUCUUUGGUGUGGCUUGGCCAGUCGGUGCUGCACUUUCCGGUGUUUUGUAUCAAAAACUAGGAUUCUUUGGAGUGUACUAUAUCUCUACAGCAUUGUACAUGAUAGCUUUUAUCUACGGCUCAGUCAACAUCAAAGAAAAUCCAGGGAUGUUAGAACUGAAAGAGCCUACACAGACGUCUAAAUCUUGCAUGUAUCUCGUGGUCGAUUUUUUCAGUCUAAGACACAUCAAAGAAGCAUUUCAAACAACGUUCAAAAAACGACCGCGAAGAAGAUGGACGAAAAUUCUUAUGCUGAUGUUUACAAUAGUUGUCAUCCAAGGGCCUUCACAUGGAGAAUCUGGAAUUGCCUACUUUUACACGAGAGUUCGUUUCAAUUGGAAUGAAUUGGACUACAGUUUAUUCUCGACAUUUUUAUUUAUGACAAAUAUUGUAGGUGUUGGAUUCUCGAUCGGAGUUUUAAGCCACUUAUUGAAACUAGACGACGCACUCAUUGGAGUGAUCGCUUGCCUCAGUAAAGUAUUCGCUGGAUUCGUAUUUGCAUUUGCACCAUCAGAAUUCUAUUUUUACAUUGGUGCUGUGGUUGAUGUAAUGAGUGGUACUACAUAUAUAGUAAUGAGAUCGAUUCUCUCAAAGAUCGUACCUCAUGCUGAACUUGGUCAAGUAUCAGCAAUAAUGGCAGUCAUUGAAACAAUAGUGCCUGUUGUGUACAAACCUUUGUACAGUGCAAUAUACAGAGCGACUCUGACCACGUUUCCGGGAACAUUUUACGUGAUUAGUUCAAUAAUGCUCACACCAGCCAUAUUUGUGUAUUGGUGGAUGUAUUAUAUAAAUAACCAGGAAGAUAAGAAAACAGGUACUGUUGAAGAAAUCAAAUCAAAUGAUAAUCUUGCUUUCGAAAAUAACUGAAGACUAUUUAUAAUAUUCUAAAAUUUGAAUAGAUUUAUUUUAUUUUUGAGUAUCUAUAGUAAAACGAUAUAUUGUUUAUAUGAUAAUUUGUUUUAAUUAAAAUGUGUAUCAAACUUCAUGUUUUCUGAUGUAUAUCACAUCCACAUUAGUUUGUGUUGUUUGCACUAAUUAUCUAUAAUACAUUUUAUUAAUAUUUGGGACAAGAAAAUAUUUGUUAUUUGUUAUGUAAUGAAAAUAAAUAAUAUUUUAAAAUAUCCUUA
Molecule: messenger RNA, 3923 nt
Organism: Metopolophium dirhodum (rose-grain aphid)
Lineage: Eukaryota; Metazoa; Arthropoda; Insecta; Hemiptera; Aphididae
Exons: 15
Coding region: 502-3663 (1053 amino acids)
Biological process (GO): transmembrane transport
Cellular component (GO): membrane
Molecular function (GO): transmembrane transporter activity
Source: RefSeq, a predicted model, not a curated record